Messenger RNA from Malurus melanocephalus (red-backed fairy wren), 1040 nucleotides. RefSeq names its product translation machinery associated 16 homolog (gene TMA16). Lineage: Eukaryota; Metazoa; Chordata; Aves; Passeriformes; Maluridae. The record is from RefSeq and is a predicted model, not a curated record. The transcript is spliced from 7 exons. Gene Ontology annotation, cellular component: nucleus. The coding region runs from base 71 to 676 and encodes 201 amino acids.
UGCGGGCCGCGCCUUCCGCCCGGAGCGCUGAGGCGGCUGCACCGCGGCGCCGGAAGGAGGCUCGCUCGCCAUGCCAAAGUUACGAAAACCUCAAGGAGGGAAGCAAGAGAAAAAAGUUAUCCAUCCAUAYAGCAGAAAGGCUGCACAGCUUGCAAGGGAAGCACACAAACAGGAAAAGAAGGAAAAGUUGAAGACUGACAAAGCUUUGCGUUUAAGUAUUAUUGGAGAAAAACUGCAAUGGUUUCAARGUCACCUUGACCCCAGUAAAAUCGAGUACACGAAGAAGGAAGCUGGUGAACUAAUUGAAGAUUAUAUGUGUCGAUUCAAUGACGAAUUGGAGCAGAUUGAAUUACAGAACAGUAUUAAAGGCAGACAAGGAAGACAGCAUGGUUCCCGGGAAACUGUCAUCAAGCAGACAAUAGAACGUGAAAGACAGCUCUAUGAGGGCUAUGGAAUAGAAAUCCCAGACAUUAUGAAUAGAAAGCAUCUUAAAUUUUUCAGAGAAUGGGAUGGUGAUCUGAGGAAACUGCCAAACAUCAAAAUGAAAAAGCUCUCAGCUAGGGAUGCUGCCUGCAGUCACCCUGAGGUGACAGAUGCAGAAGCUAAAGAAGAUUUGAAUGAAGGAGAAGAAGAGGGGGGCCCUGAGGAGCACCAGCUGAUUCAAGAGCUAAAAUAAUGAACUGAAUUGUAAGAAACCUAUUUUAAUUGUCACUGGAAACAAGAAUAAAAUUUAACUAUAUUUGUAAAAACUCCGUUGGUUGCUUUUUUUUAUGAUCUCACUGUGUAUCUAUGGUAAAGAGUAAAUCAUGUAUUACUGGGUAUAGAUGUAUAUUAYUGGAUAAAAAUUUUUGACUGUAAAUACAUACUUAAAAUCUUAAUCAUGUAAUCCCAAUCAUGUAAUCUUGAAAUCCCAACUAGCUGAAUACCUUUUCCCUGUCUAGAUUCAGAUUGGAAUACUUUGUAGUCAGAAAUCCUUAUCUUUUCCUGGUAAUUGCAAUAAUCUCUUAAACAUGAAGAACUCUUUUCUUGUACCUUUGUUU